This is a messenger RNA of Cyphomyrmex costatus, 697 nucleotides long. RefSeq names its product mitochondrial ribosomal protein S34 (gene mRpS34). The transcript has 2 exons. The record is from RefSeq and is a predicted model, not a curated record. NCBI's taxonomy places the organism in Eukaryota, Metazoa, Arthropoda, Insecta, Hymenoptera, Formicidae. Bases 27 to 617 code for a protein of 196 amino acids. Gene Ontology annotation, cellular component: mitochondrion. Gene Ontology annotation, molecular function: structural constituent of ribosome.
AUCACUGCACCGGUUUACUGUUUACAAUGCCUAUAAAAUUAAUCGGUCGCACAACGACUUUCAAGGGGAAACCCUUGUGGGAGAUUCUGGCAAACUUGAAGAACUUUGGCGUUGGCAGACUUGUGAUAAGGAAUCGCUUUCAGAGGUAUCCCGAGCCAUGUUACAUGAAGAUACUGAAGGUCGCUGGGAUGCCCUUGCCCGAUCAACCCUAUAACGAACGCAAAGUGAUGGUGCUAGUCGAGAGAGUCUUCCGUGGCAACAAAAACUCCAAGCCAGUGCAACUAGAUAGCUCAACUUACAAGGCAGAUUACAUGCUGGUUCCUAAGGAUCAGGAGCAUAUAUUUCUUAAUAAUACAAAGGUAGUGGAGAAGAGAAUCCUACCCAGAACAACAGACCUUCCACCGUUAUUCUCGCACUUGAUAAUAAACCAAAUGAAGGUGAAAGGCAUUGAGGUAUCCACAGUGCCAAAAUUAAAUCUUCGGUAUAAUCUCACAGCAGCAGAAGUUAAGAAUUACAAAAUAGCUGAGGAAGGUGAAACUCCAACAGUGAAACUGAACUUUAAAGUGGACGAGUCUAGUUCACUUUUCCCAAAGCCAGAAGAGACAGCAGCCUUGUGAGGUUUUACAUUUAAUGUUGAUAUACAUAUAGUUGUUAAGAAUAAAUAUUUUAUAAAUUAUUUCUGAAGAGAAAAGCAAUA